GCAGACAGAGCUCAAUUAAACAAAAGGUUUUAAAGAACACAAAACCCUAAAUUCGUCUCGUUCGAAUUAGAGAAAUUUUAUCAGAAUUUUAAUUGAAAGAUCCAUUAAAUUAGCUGGAAGAAGUGUAAAACUCCCAUGGAUGAUGAUUCACAAGUCAAAGCUCUAGAGGAGAAGCUGAAGAGUCAGCUUAGUCAGCUUGAACUUGAGCACGCUGUGUUCGACAGAAUGGUUUACAAGAAUAAGAACCAGCAUCGGAGAUGCUCCUAUUUCCAAUACCUUCUCAAGGUGAGAAGGGAUUUGAGAAUUUUACGAACAGCAAACAUGGAGGGUAUACUGAGACCUUGCUUUCAUGUUAUUUCUGGGAAAAUAAGUAAACAGAAGAUUCAUGUUUUGGAGAGCUUGAAGUUGAAAAAAUGUGAUACUGGGAAACCAAAUGUCUUGGAACGACUUCGUGGAACUCUUCAUUUACUCUCACAGAUGACUGAACCCAUCUUAAAGGCUGCUAGUGGGAUAUCUACUCUGCUAGCUCGUUCAUUUUUCGUAGGAUUUUCUGUGACAUUUUUGGCGCUGCUUGCACGUCUCAGAGUGUUAGUUCAACAAAUAUUACUUGAUGCUGUGACAGUUUUCAAUUCGGUUACCUCUACAUCCCUGAAGAAACAGUCUGUGAAGAUAGCACAGGAUGGGGUUGAGGUGUUCCGCGAGUACUAUCCAAAGGAAGAAGAGUGCAUGAGCAUCACAAUGUUGAAUUGUGUGUGGAAGACGGAUAAAUAUGUCUUACUCGAGACAUUACAGAAGCAUGAGAGUAGUAAACCUAUGGAGGAAAACGUUUCAGAAGAUGCUACAACUAGGGAUUCUUUGGUACAGUAUCAAACAUCUGUUUCUCCUCUUGGGGAAGAGUUCUCUCCUUUGCUUGAUGUAGACAACGGUGGUGUUACUGUGAGAGAAAGUUCUUCUCCCAUUGCUGAAGCAGCUUCGUCCAAGACUGAUAAUGCGAUGCAACCAGAAGAUUCAGAAAACCCAGAAGAUGCUGUAACGAGGGAGUGUUCAGUUCAGUAUCAUACGUUUGCUUCUACUCUUGGAGAAGAUAUCCCUCCUUCUCCUCUUAUUGGAGCAGAUAAAAACGGUGAAGCUAGUGCUACAGAGUGUUCGACCCCCUUUGCUGAAGCAGUUUCUUCCAAGACUAACAAUGGAUCCCAAACAGAAGAUACAGAACAACCCGAUGAUGAAUCUACAAAUCCAGUGAGCCCGGCAAAAGUUAACACAGACACAAAAAAAGCGAGUUGCAGAGCAACCAAGGUGGCGUUUCUACCCGUGAAAAGACCUUCCUCUGCAAUAACUCAAAGCACCAUAGAAGAACCCCCAAAGAAGAAACAAGAAACAGGCGAGAAAGACAAGAAGGAAGAAGAUGGAUUUUAUAAUUUACUCGUCCGCGGAACUCAAAAAGACAGUUUGUUCUAG
Molecule: messenger RNA, 1458 nt
Organism: Camelina sativa (false flax)
Lineage: Eukaryota; Viridiplantae; Streptophyta; Magnoliopsida; Brassicales; Brassicaceae
Source: RefSeq, a predicted model, not a curated record